This is a messenger RNA of Branchiostoma belcheri (Belcher's lancelet), 824 nucleotides long. Its product is annotated as calmodulin-4-like. Gene Ontology annotation, molecular function: enzyme regulator activity; calcium ion binding. The coding region runs from base 84 to 548 and encodes 154 amino acids. Lineage: Eukaryota; Metazoa; Chordata; Leptocardii; Amphioxiformes; Branchiostomatidae. The transcript has 4 exons. The record is from RefSeq and is a predicted model, not a curated record.
UUCCAUUUCUUUACCACUUCGUCUGAAGCCACGGGAAGAAGAGCAUCUCAAGACGCAAAGCGCGGCAGAAUCUAGACAUAAAAAUGGCGAUCAAAAUGGCGGAGAACAUCCAGGCUCUGUUUGAGAAGUACGACGAGAACAAGGACGGGUCCAUCUCGGCCCAGGAGCUGCUGAACGUGGUGAGGGACAUGGGACUGCCAUGGACCAACAAACUCGUACAUGCUAUGAUCAGGGAGCGCCAGCUCAACGCGGAUAAAAAGAUGGAUUUGUACGACUUCCCUGGAGUUGUGAACGCCCUUAAGGGAAUAAAAAAGUCCCUAAACAAUCCACGAGAAAGCCAGGAGGCCAUGGUGGCGACGUUCAACAGGAUUGACAAGAACGGAGAUGGCUUCCUGAGCAGUGACGAGUUGAGGGAAGGCAUGUCCAGCAUCGUCGGCAUGGAGCUGUCGAGCGAGGCCGUGGAUGAGUUAGUCCGAGUCGCCGAUAACAACAUGGACGGCCAAGUCAGCAUCGACGAGUUCGUCAGGAUGGUCACGAGUUUCUUCUGAUGCGUCGCCAUGGUGACACACUAUAUAAGGCAAUAUUGGUAUCCACAAGUGAAGCACGGUCCUCAUUGGUUAGAAGUAAUAGACGAAUCCCAUAGCCCCACCCACCCCCAUUAAAACGUAUUUCUAUAUCUGCUAGCGCUGCAUUUAUUUACCAAUUAUACGUAGCAUCAUUCCGUGGAAUUUUUUUUGAUUCAGUUGCUUAUGUCUAGCUGUUUCUAGAAACAUUCUUACAACAUGAGCUUGUUUUUAAAUAAAACGAACUUUGAUCCCAUUGAA